AUGGCGGGAGCCGCAGUAAAAUGGGUGAUACCAAAGAGAAUUGUCUUGAGAUGUUUAUUUCCAAUACAAAAUGUAGCUUCAUAUUGUGUUUGUAAUAAACCUACAUAUUCUUCUUCUCUACCAGAUGACUAUAAUUCCAAAGUAGGGCUUGCUUUGACAUCUGAUGGCAGGACAAUAGUAUGCUACCACCCUUCUGUGGACAUUCCAUGCGAACACACAAAACCUAUUCCUCUACCAGAUCCGGUGUGUAAUAAUGAAGAAACAUGUGAUCAAAUGCUGAAAACCAGAUUAGCAGAAAAAAGUGAACAAGGUGAACAAGGACCCAUGAUAGAACAACUUAGCAAAAUGUUCUUUACUACUAAGCACCGUUGGUAUCCUCGUGGACAGUAUCACACUCGUCGUAAGAAAUUGAAUCCUCCAAGGACAGAUGAUAUUGAGGUUUUCCAGGAAAUCGGAGAGAAAUGUUCCUCAUUUGCCAUUUGA
Molecule: messenger RNA, 483 nt
Organism: Nycticebus coucang (slow loris)
Lineage: Eukaryota; Metazoa; Chordata; Mammalia; Primates; Lorisidae
Product: 39S ribosomal protein L42, mitochondrial-like
Exons: 1
Coding region: 1-483 (160 amino acids)
Cellular component (GO): mitochondrial large ribosomal subunit
Source: RefSeq, a predicted model, not a curated record